CGGUAUUCGUUUUUUAAAGCAUAGAGAAUAGUACGUUUUUAGUACGGUGUGACAAUUACGGAGUAAGCAACCAAUCAAAUUACAUUAGUAAUAAUUAAGAAAAGAAGGAAAUAUAUGGUUUUGAACCAAAAACAAAAUGACAUUUUGUAGUCUCGUGGAUUUCGUCUUCGUUCAUCACUUGAUAAAUUCUCAGGCGUGAUAUUCCCACUGCUUCUCCGGUUUCUUACCCUAGCUGGCCGACUGCUUCGCAUUCACUGGUGAUGGAUGGCCAUGGAAAUUUGACUUAUAAGAAUUGGAACUUCUUCGACCCGAUGAAGGGCAAUUUGGGUCUGCAACUCAUGCCUACCUUUGCAGAAAAGCAACUAUUUGGCAGCGGUGGCGGUGGUGGAGGACGUGAACGCCAGCAACACUAUGAACCCCAUCACCCUCACCUCCCAGGUGUCAUGGCAUUGACCAAUCCAGGCCUUUAUCAACAUCACCGGAUUGGUGGGAUAUCGGAAUCCGCAAUGCCAAUGGAGUACAUGAGGGAUGCAUGGCUUAACCAUAGUAGAGAGAAGUGUCUGAAUGUCCUCUCCUCAGGGAAUCAACACCACCCCCACCUUUCAGGCUAUGGUUUCUUUUCCGAAACCUCUUCAGCUCAGCCCAUUCAAUCCUUGCAACACCAACCAAUCCUGCCAAAAACUGAAACCGAACAUUGUCAGAUGGAGGUGCUCUGUGAAGAAAAGUUAGGCAGUGGGCUUGUCAAGAAGAGGGAAGGUGAUAAAUCCCAAAUCCAGAAAUUUCCCACACCUAAAAAGCCAAAGAGAAGCUCUAAGCUCCCACUAGAUGAGUGUCCCGCUCUUCCUAUCCAAUCUAUUCCACGGGCGAGGGCUCCCAAAAGGAGUGCAGAAGUUGUUAUUAAUGGUAUGAGUAUGGACAUCUCGGGAAUUCCUGUACCUGUCUGUUCGUGCACAGGGAACCCACAGCAGUGUUAUAGGUGGGGCUCUGGUGGGUGGCAAUCUGCAUGCUGUACCACUAAUUUAUCCUCUUAUCCAUUGCCUAUGAGUGCAAAAAGGCGUGGGGCAAGGAUAGCUGGAAGGAAGAUGAGUCUAGGAGCAUUUAAGAAAGUGUUGGAGAAACUUGCAUCUGAAGGGUAUAGUUUCUCCAACCCAAUUGAUCUCAAGCCUUACUGGGCAAAGCAUGGCACCAACAAGUUUGUCACUAUCCGUUAAACUAAUGAAAGAUUAAUGUUUAUGUUGGCCUCUAGAUUGCCUUCGCGCAAUUUUUUUGGUGUAUAUAUUUGAGUAUGGCCAAGAACGAGGCUUCUCAACUAGUGAAAUUUAGAAUGGAACCCAAUUUUUCUUUAAAUUUUGAACUUUUUGGCAGUUUGAUAAGAAUGUUCUUUUUGCAGCUACCUUCAGUUGUCUGAGAGGAGAGGAUCAUUCCUGUCGUAGUGAUAGGCAUGGAAAUUAUUUAUGAUUUUAUUUUUUUGCCAGCUGUGGGAUCUUCUUUCACUUGGUAUUCGGUAUUCCUUAAUUUUAUGCGGCAUAUUAUGAUUUUAUGACA
Messenger RNA from Cuscuta epithymum, 1545 nucleotides. The record is from the annotation of a GenBank genome assembly. Lineage: Eukaryota; Viridiplantae; Streptophyta; Magnoliopsida; Solanales; Convolvulaceae.